Molecule: messenger RNA, 1605 nt
Organism: Lecanosticta acicola
Lineage: Eukaryota; Fungi; Ascomycota; Dothideomycetes; Mycosphaerellales; Mycosphaerellaceae
Source: the annotation of a GenBank genome assembly
AUGGCCUGGCUGCCUAUCCCGGACUUUCUUGUGCAUGCCUGCCAGUCCACCUUCACGGCUGAGCCGCGACCGGGACUGAAGCCCAUCCCCGGAACAAAACCUCUGACUGUCGAAGCGAUCCUCUGCCCGGUGCUACUCUACUAUAUCGCUCUGCUUCUCCUACCACCUCCCCCGCCGCCAUCCGUCGCUAGCAUUCAGCUUGGAUUCCUGAGGAAUGUGCUGGCGGCUCUAGCGGCGUACCUCUUCCUCCGGCUGCCCUUGGCAUACCAUGUUCCGCAAAGCAUCGGGUUGACAUAUCAGCUUGGCCUCGUGGGUCUUUACGGGGGCCUCCGAGUUCUGGAUGCUUUCUUCAUCAGCUACUAUGGCUGGGGCCACGUGCCGCGACGCGUGCGGUACUCGCACCACCUGCGUGCUGAGACGCCGAGGAAAGAAGUGGACCUGAGACCGUGGAGUGACGGGGGCGACAACGGGAUGUUACGAAAGCCUUCGUUGCCGCCCAAAAAGGACAGUCCCGACAACGAGAGCGAUUUGGCUAAAACCGAUUCUCCCGCGAAGAAGCGGCCUAGUGUGCAGCGCGAGGUUUCGAGGUCUGAUCUCGUGGAGAACAUGACUUCGGAAUCGUAUACGGAUCUCCUCUCCAAGGAUGAAGGAUACACCACGAUGAUGAAGAGACUACUAGACGGCCCAAGACCUAUUCCAGUCGUGGAGACGGCCCAUACGGAAGAUGGCUGGCCGCAUGGAUUUGCUGAUCGAGCGGCCUGGGCACUGGAGUUGGAGCUGUCGAUGCGCGGGGUGGGAUUUACCUGGACGACGGCGGACGUGCGACAUACGAAGAAGACAUGGCUGCCGACGCCACAGAACCGUCUGCAUUCGAUCCUGCUGCACGUGGGCCCUGUUCUCGUAGCGGCGUGGGCCAUCAUCAAGACCAUCUACGUCAAUCGCCUCGCGCCCUUGGAGGCGAGGAAAAACCCGCCCGAGUCUCCCUUUGACCAACUCGCCCUGGUGGAGCAAUUCGCCUUGACAGCUGCUCUGGGCGCUUUCCUCAUGGCGGCCUUCUCUCUCGGCCAUUCGCUCUUCGCCGUCCUCUGCUCGCCUCUCGCGCCCUCUCCGCUGGCCUUCUUCCCGCCCCUGUACACAACCCGAGUGUGGUCCAUAACCUCCGCACGGGGGUUCUGGUCCUACGGCUGGCACCGUCUCUUCGCUCGCCUGUUCCUCGUCUGGGGCGUCUGGCCGGGAGAGUACGUGGAGCGGAAACUCACCGGAAAGACGGCAGACCAACCGGCAGAUGUCGGGAAAGUCCUGGGGGGGUUCUUCAGCUCGGCACUCGUGCAUUCCUUUUGCGUGAGGGGCACUCUGGGAGGGAGAUGGAUGGAUGCUGCUGGCGAGGCGAAGUUUUUCGCUCUCAAUGGCGUUGCGGUUCUGGUGGAGGAAGGCAUCAAGAGGGGUGUGAGGAGGUGGAGGAGGGAUAGGGGAGGAAAGCAAUCGGUGUGGUAUGAUGCGUGGAUUGGACGGGUUUGGUGGGUUUUCUUGUUGCUUUAUACUGGGAGGAAUUUUGCAAGGGGGUGGACGAAGGCUGGGUUGGUGAGGGAGAUGGCGUUCAUGUGA